AUGUUCCCCGAAAGUAGCGACAUCGGGAAUGUUAUGGGUAAUGUUGCACGGAAAGUUGGAGUCGCGGAAGCUGUACUGCGACUGAUGGUCGGCUUAUUGACUGGUAAGUUCUGUUCCUCGUUCAAGCAACGGCUUAUUGAAGUCCAGAGCAAGUCCAGUGAUCCUUGACGGUAAAAUUUCUCAACCGAAACCGCAUCUCAAGGGUGUGGAAAUUCUAAUAAUUAAUCGCCGGUAUAAAACAUUAAACCGUAAGAUAAUUAUUAAAAUGUUUAUUGAUAUUGUAGUCUAACUGGGUUAUACACUCACUACGCACAAAGUUAAUUUACCCAGUUACAACAGAUGCGAGUCAUAAGGUUACAUCUAGGUUUCAUAUCGUAGCAAAUCUGAACCGAGAUACAAGGCAAAAAUAAUGAUCAAGCAGGCAGAGAGUGAUAUUAGAACUUUGUACUUCAUACGAGGGUUCUAUUGUUCCCGGUAGGUUCGAAAGUCCCAGACCUGUUGAGGAUGAGCUCAAAAUGGGAACUGAUUUUUUCUAUGCAAUUUUCGUUUCUCGCGUUCAAUACAUUCUAGCGAUUGUAUUUUCUUGCCAUUGUUCUAGGAUUGCCUUUGGCCUUUGUUUACAGAUCUUUUUGUUACAAGAGGAAUGCGACAAUCCAGGUGAUUUAACAUAUUUGACCAAUAUUUCGCUGUUACCUUGUUUCUAAAAUCACGGAGGUUUUUAAGCGUUAAUAACAAUGUUUUUUCUCUUGCAGCACAUUUUUAUUACCAUCUGUGGCGUGUGGUUGGCUUUCUUUUGUUUUGGUAAGUUCGUGGAAUUUAUGUAAGAGUACAGGACGACAACAUUAGAUUAUUUGCCAAAAAAGGUGACAAGUAAAAUGUAUGAAUAUCUAUACAUAAUUUACUUGUCACGAUUAACUGUAGCGUUACAUGGGAUUGGAGAAUGCUGGAGCUCUCCUCAACCUGUGUGUUUCCUAGAAAUCAAGGAAUCAGACUACAUCAAUGGUGGAUUAAGUGCCUUUUGAGUAAUAUGAAAUAGUGAUUUGAACGAUGUAUCAAUUUAUACUGAAAGCUUUUUAAACUAGGAGGUCCUAGGAAAACUCAAGUCAACUUUAAUGAGGCAGGGUAACCCUAUCAGCCAUUGGCUGGUAUCAAAAGAGGCCCUCAAGACGUAAAGUUUUCUAUCUUCUCUGAAUGGCAAAAACAAAAGGUGUUGUACAUGGCGUUCAUAAGCCAUCUCCCUCAUUGCAAAAAGAACACAACCGAAACUUUUAUUGAAAUGCUGCCAGAAUGCUCAUUAUUCUUCAGAUGAAACUGAAUUAAUAAAACUGAAAAAGAGGUUCUGAAAAUGCCAAGUAUUUUGGUCUUUCGGAUUAUGCUAAACGGAAAAAAAUAGGGGUGGCCUUAGGUAAGAGCAAAAAAAGUCCUCCUAAGCUACGUUGUUUCCACGAAAUAAUGGAUUUUGUGUUCUAAUAUGCGAAGUGCCCAUUCUGUUCUUUUUAUUUUCAUUUUCCAAACGAACGGUCGGUCGGGCGAUGUAUUGAUUACUAUUGCAUUGACUAAUAUUUUUAUAAUAAUUUAGUAUCAGCUUUGGAAUAUCUUUUCCUAGUUUAAUACCCUCCAACUCUUCGUCACUUUUCGCAGCUUGGAUACCAUGGUUUAAAACAGUCGUCGCGCCGCAUUGUCGCAGCUUCUCAUGAUUGACCCAUAAUCGUGUUGAUUAAAAAAAUAAAGGAAUAAAUAAAAGCUUGCCAGAAUCUGUAUUCCCUGUCUUAGCAUUUGCAAACUCAAAAUACCACCUCUGUGGAUUAAAUGCGUUCCGCCUUGUUUGCCCUACUCCAUGUGAUUUAGAAAAAAGAAAAGAAAUACACCGUAUUCACAAAUGGCGGACACGCGGGAAAAAACUGGUGCCUAGUCAUGAAAGCGAGGCGUUGGAGAGUAAACAAAAAUUGCAAAUGAAGACUUUCAGUGAACUUGCAGAGUGUUUAGCACGGAUUCCACCUAAAAUAACUUUGUACGGAGAUCUUUUUUAAAUACAAUUACGUGGGAUGUCUUCUGCUUUUAAUAUUUAGUAUUGAUUUGCUGUUUGCAAUCAAAAGGGACGCGUAUAUCUUCAAGGAAACAGGAUGAUUUUGUAGGUUUCCGAAGCAUCAGAAGCUCGACAAGUCGGCGAUGGCUGGAGAAAAGCGGCAAACAUGUUGGCCUAAACUUCACAUUGAAACCGAGUUCGAAAGCCAGCUCACUGCAAUUCGGUAAAACAAAAAUAUAAACAAUGCAAAUCUUGGUGGCAAGAAAAAAAGAAAUAAGCGAUGGAUAUAUGGCCUACUUGUUAACGCAAGAGACGUGUGCCAUUGAACAAAACAGUUCAAAUCGAGAUGGAAAAAAGGAAGACAGGAAAGAAGCGGUGACUGAGGUUUCGAUGAAGUUAUGUUUGGUUUUUGUUUGCCAGGACGUUAUUCUCUGGUUUUUAUCGAUGACGGACAUCAAUUAGAACUAUCUUUUUGGUAUAAAUGCAAGGAGCGAUCGAGUGGAGUACUCGGUAAGCCGGCCACAUUUCAUUUCAGCGAGUAAUUUUCCUAUUUCUUAUCUUUGGCUGUUAAGAGUUUUAACUUCAUGUUCCAUGAUAUUUUAAAAGUGAAGAAUACAUAAAUAAAUAAAAUGAUGGUCUUCUUAAACGGAUCUAGACUCGCAGUUAAUGAUUCGAAACAGAAGCUUGCCGUGUUCAGUCCUGACACAAACAUUGCCUUAAAAGUUUAACCUAGUAAAAUGUGAACUUUAUACCACUUUUUUACCAAGAGCUCUCCGAGAUAAUGCCGUAAAGGAGACCAGGCAAAUAGCAAGUCAUAAGAUUCACAUACUAGAGCUUCUAGUUUUGAUAAAAUUAUUUUAUUUCGCAAUGACAAAGAAAUCAAAAGAUUUUAAAUUUGCACUGAAUUUGCUAAGCUCUGCCAACGUACCUCUAACAAUUCACUCCAAAGCGACGGAAUUACUAUCAUCCAAAGGAAGUUCUAAAUACAGACAUACAUAGAUAUGUGUAAAAUGACACUGACAUGAAUGAAUGAGUCUCGUGAAUGAAUCUUUCUCCCGCUCUCGACUUGACCUGUUUUGAGUAAUGGCGGAGGUCUCUUCCGUUGACAAGUAGGCCAUAUAUCCGUCGCGUAUUUCUUUUUUUCUUGCCACCAAUAUCUGUUUUUACUUUUGUUUUACAGAAUUGCAGUGAGCUGGCUUUCGUAUUCGGUUUCAGCGUGAAGUUUGGGCCAACAUGUUUGCCGCUUUUCUCCAGCCAUCACCCACUUGUCGAGCUUCUGAGGCUUCGGCAACCUACAAAAUCAUCCUGUUUCCCUGAAGAUAUACGCGUCCCUUUUGAUUGCAAACAGCAAAUCAGUACUAAACAUUAAAAGCAGAAGACGUCCCAGGUCAUUGUAUUUAAAAAGACGUCCAUACAAAGUUAUUUUAGGUGGAAUCCGUGCUAAACACUCUGCAAGUUCACUGAAAGUCUUCAUUUGCAAUUUUUGUUUACCCUCCAACGCCUCGCUUUCAUGACUAGGCACCAGUUUUUUCCCGCGUGUCCGCCAUUUGUGAAUACGGUGUAUAGUUAAAGAAAACCUGGUACAUGAGAAAUGUUCUACAGAAAUGCCAGUCGGCACUGUUUUUGAAUUCAAACAAGAGAUAAUUCAAGUUGACUUCUGCUAAACUGUCAAAAGAGAAUAAUUUAAUUAAAUAUACAGAGGAGCAUGUGAUUAUACAGACGGUCUGUUCCCGCAUUCGAGGUCCUCUUUCCUUACCCUAGGUGCCAGAGGCUUUUGAUGCGCAGUUUCCGGUUUCGUCGACACGUCUUCGGCCUUCGGUCUUCGGCCGACGAGCUCAUCGUCGUAGGCAAGAAAAAACUCUGCGGCGACGACUCCGAAAACGUCACUGAAAAAGUGAAGUCGCGCGGUCUCAAACUUAAUCGCGCUUAUUCCAUCUCGUUUGAUUCGUCAAUGGUGGGCAAAUUUUUUUGGAGUUCAAUUCUAAAGGACUGUAUCAAAGGGCCGGAAAAGAUAAGGAAACUUGUUCUCUUGUGUUCCCGUCCUCGACAAAUCGUGAAAUUAGGCACUUACAUGUUUGUAGUCGUGCAACGACGGCUAAGAAAUGUUCAAAAACGCGUGGUGCACGUGCAAAGUUGUUAUUUGCCAAAAAAACUUAUUGCUUUUUUGCUGUUCUCGUUGCCGUCGCCGUCGCCGUUGUCGAUGCUUAAGGUCCCUAUUUUGCCGUAGGGAGGCUGGGAGGAGGGUAAAAAGAUGUGAAAGGCAACCAGAGGAAGGGAGGCCUCUGUCGUGUGACCUGCUCUUGUCUUCCGCUUUUUGCCUCUUCCCAUCGUCCACCGCGCACUUGCUAUUUUUUGAUGCUGUUUUUUAUACCCAGCGGAGGAGAGAGGCUGACUCGUUCCCAGUCGUCUUUUAUUAUUUGUGAGCGGCCAAGGAACGGUCGCGGAAGUCUAUUACGGCAUCUGGUGCAAAGGGGAGGAUGGAUCGCGCUUCCCUUGACCGCGCUUCUCUCGUUAUAAAUACUAACAGGAGACUGAGAGACGACUGGAAAGUGGGGACGAGUCAGGGAGGGAGGUCUAGCUCGAGAGGCGACAUAUGAUCGUGAGGUCCCCGUCUAGGGGUGGGUGAGCGGUGAAGGGAGGGAUUUUUUUAUCCUUUUUUCCCUAACCUCGUUUUAUAAGCUCGUCUUUUGCGCUUCGCGGUGCACGGAAUACCAAAGGAAAUGUUCAAUUUCGGAGCGCCAGGCCAAAGACCAUCAGUUACUUGAGUCUCUGUUUAGCCCCGAGUUUAGCCUGAAUUUCAGCCGUCUCCUCGAGUCGCAUUCUCGUCUUUCUGGGGAGUAUGCGACUCGAGGAGACGGCUGAAAUUCAGGCUACUUCGAGUUCUGCUUUCCAAGCCAGUUUCCCUUUCAAGGUGACAGACGUUUAUCGCUUUAGACAAGAGAUAUUUAACUGGGGUAACGUACGAUUCUUUUUGCUACAGGUUGGUCUUGCCUUCACUCGUUGGUGAACAUUAUUUUGGCGUACUUAUUGCUUCAACUUGGUGGUCCACAAGCCUUGACUGUCAUUCUGAUGUUUGUGUUGAAUGUGGUAAGUACAGUAUUAAACUCCGCAACAAGAAGAACGCCAAUAACACGACUAAAUUCAAUGAACUAAAUCAAAACUAAAACAACUAAAUCGAUUAAAUUCAACGAAUCACGCAAAAAUACCGUAAGACGCUGGCCGGCUAAAUGUACGGCUAGCCCUCUGCAUCCGCUCAUCGGCAAUUCUCAGGUCCAUCCACUGGUAAACAAAAAAAUCAUUCCUGUGAUAAGUCCCUAGAACCCCCCGCUUGUAACUAAUUAGCUGCCAGGUUAUGUGUACAUGUAAACAACGUACAUAUCUUGUUUCGUAUUUUCCCGUUUACAUUUACUGCAGAACUAAGGUUUUGAGUUUUUCUAGUAGAUCAGCGAAUUAAAGUACAUUCAUUAGCACCUUGUUUUGCAACACGCUUCUGUUCAACUGUAGUUUGUAAUAGCGUGGUUAUAUUCCUUUUUCGCCUUAGUUUCGUCUUGAAGUUACUACAUAAUGUACAGGUUGGCUCAAAUAAUCGCAGGGACCUUUUAUUCAUGAAUAAGGCCAUUUUCCCCUUUUUUACCUGUAGCGUCUAACGCGUUACUUUGCUGAUUUUGGAUCGGUCGGUCGGUCGGAUGAAAAAAAAGUAAAUGAAGAAGAAAGAAAUGAAGAAGUCUGGGAAUAGGUCACAAAAUAUUAAUUAAUAUGGGGGAAAAUGUGAUGAUCUAUGUCAUAGUAUAAGAAACAUGGCAAAAAGGACACGCCACCAAAACGUCUAUGUUCAAUGCUCAUUUUUCAAAUUAAAAGAAUAAAAGAGAGUGAAAGAGGUCUAACUACGUCGUUACUUUUACUAUCAUUUUUUGAAAAAGCCAAAAAUUUAGGUUGAUCGGACGACGCUUAAUGGAGAAAAAUGGCCGAACCGGCGUAUAGAACUAGAAAAAUAUAGAAUUAAAAGAAGAAAACCUGUUUCUCCUUAGGGUUAUCUGAUCACUGGAUAUGCAUUCAAGUCAUAUUCACAAGAUUAUUCAGUUUCCUGGACAACAGCUCACUGUGUACUUUGCCUGCGCCUCACUGGUAAGAUAUAAAGAACCUUUCAGUUUUAGGAACUAGCCGGGGUUUUUGCCUGGGUAGCAUUUUCUUCCAUCCCGUAUUAAUAGAGGCCUUUAGAUUCUAAGACGAGAACGACUAUGAGAACGAGAUUUUCGCGCGUGAACCAGCAUCAUUUUGGCGAGAAAAACGUGAUAGUGGUUGUCUUUCUACUACAAGUCUUAGCGGGAAUAGAGCUUUAGAUUUGAGGACUAGAACGGGUAUGUGUACGAGAUUUUGCGCGUGUUCUAAAAAAAAAAGACACCCUGGAAAGCUUCAUUUAUUUAUACUGAAGGACCCGAUAGCGAAAUCAAACAACUUUUUACAUUUGAUAACUUUUUCCUGCCACCACGACAUUCUCGCUAAACCUGGUGGUAGAGUGACAACGGCUAUCACAUUUUCCCGCCAAAAUGACCCUGGUUCACGCGUGCGCAAUACGCAGUAGAAUCUAAAGCUCUCUAAUGUCGUAGUUGCGGAACUCGAGUUAUCAAAUGUUAGAAGUUUUAUUAUUUUGCGAUCGGGAGAGGGCUUAACCUCCUUUAAUAAACAGGGGCGGAUCUAGGGGGAGGGUGCAGGGGGUGCGCAGCCCCCCUGAGAUGACCUGCGGUUUUCUAAUACAACUGGUAUUCUGCCAAAAAAAAAAAAAACUAUGUGGUUUAUUGGUGUUGAAGUAGAGCAAGAGACGAGUGCACCCCCUCCUAAAAAAUAUCCUAGAUCCGCCCUUGAUAAAGAUAACAGUGCUAACGUUUCUGGUGGAUCAAAAGUACGAUGAAGCUUUGCGGGGUAUCUAUUUUCUCUUCCUCGAAUCUGAAGCUCUCUAAUAAUGCGCGAGACGCGAAAAAGCAUGCCCACGCUUUCUUGUGCGUCUCGCGUUUUUAGAAGGAAGUGACCGCUACAAGGACCAGCAGGUGAUUGUGGCUGUAGUUUGCCCAGGGAUCGACGGUGAAUGCUCUGAAUCUGAUGUACCUAAACUUUGAACAGUAACUGAUAUUUGAUGAAUGUAGAAGCACAUAUGAUACAGUCCAUGAGGCUGUCAGUCUGUGAGUCCCCAUUCCUGGUAUAUUUAUUGUUGAAAUGCACUUUAAGACUAACUGAAGCCGCGGUUUGCAAAAUAAUAACAGAUCUCUGGCUCCUUCAAUCUAAUUAGUGGGUUACUUUAUGAAGAUAUGUUUCCCUAUAUUUUAGUAUACACUAUAUGCUUUAAUGUUACUGUUCACGUUAAAUGGUGUUUAGUGUUGGGCAAACUGCAAAUGACGCGGUUUUGUUAAACACCUACUAAAUGUCGUUAAAAUAACCGCCCCUUAAUGCUCUAUUAAAAGUGUAUUAUGUCAAAAUAUGGCCUUGGCAUAUUGCGAAAACAAUGUUUAUUAUUGUAUGAUUAUUGAAUAUUAAGAAGCGGUAAUGCAUCUACCUACAGCUGUAUCGUUAAGUAAUGCAAAUUAACCAUAAUCGGAAGGAGUAAAAUUAAGGCCAACGUACACGAGAUUUUUAAACUGGAUUUUCAAAAUUUACUUAAACGAUUCUCAUUACUAUAUAUAUCUGUGUGUUAUCUGUAAUCUUAAUCUCAAUUCAAGCUCAAAUCCUGUUUGAUUUGGUUAUUAAACGGAACUUUCGUAAUGUGCUUAAACGGUUUUCUCAAUUAUUUAGUACAUAUCUGUGUGUUAUCUGUCAUCUUAGUACUCUCAAUUAUUCAACUUCAUAUCUCGUCUAAGGCCUCGAUAUUGUUUUCAUUUUAUUAAACUGAAUUUUCGCAAUUUGCGUCAACGAUUGUUCAUUAGUACAUAUCUGUAUGUUAUCUCUGAGUUUUAAGCGCUGUUAAUUCAAGUUCAUAUUUUGUCUGAGACCGCGAUAUUGUUUUCAUUUUAUUUUUAAACGAUUGCUCAUUAGUACGUAUCUGUAUGUUAUCUGUGUAAUUUUAAGUGCUCUCAAUUCAAGUUCAUGUCUUGUCUGAGACCGCGAUAUUGUUUUCAUUUUAUUAAAAUGAAUUUUCGCAAUUUGCUUACUAUAACGAUGUCUCAUUUGCGCAUAUCUGUAGAUAAUCUCUGUGAUUUUAAGUACUCUCAAUUCAAGUUCAUAUCUUGUCCGACACCUCGAUAUUGUUUUCAUUUUAUUAAACUGAAUUUUCUCGAUUUACUUAUAAACGAUUUCUCAUCUGUACAUAUCUUCAUGAUAUCUGUAAUUUUAAGUACUCUCAAUUCAAGUUCAUGUCUUGUCUGAGGCCUCGAUAUUGUUUUCGUUUAUUAAACUGAAUUUUCGCAAUUUGCGUAAACGAUUUCUCAUUAGUACGUAUCUGUAUGUUAUUUCUGUGCUUUUAAGUACUCUCAAUUCAAGUUCAUAUUUUGUCUGAGGGUUCGAUAUUGUUUUCAUUUUAUUUAACUGAAUUUUCGCAAUUUGCUUAUACGAUUUCUCAUUAGUACAUAUCUGUAUGUUAUCUCUGUGCUUUUAAGUACUCUCAAUUCAAGUUCAUAUCUUGUUUGAGGCCUCGAUAUUGUUUCCUGGCAGUGAGUAAUAAGCCAUGAGCAUAACAUUAGGGGAAAAUAAACGUUUUCAAACAAACGUGAUAAUUGCACGAAAGGGCACCCCAGGGUAAUAAAAAAUUGUUUGAUGUCCUUCUUCAGUCCCUUAAAAACAUGGUAUGCUUUGUCGUCCAUACAAACGUCGUUCUCUCUGAUACAAAAAUUACAUUUACAAGAGAAAACCAGUUUGUUCCGGAAAGGAUAUCUUAAAACAUAUAUAGUACAAAGUUAAGCAAGAUAUGUCCACCUAUAGGGAUGAGAUCAUGCAUCCAACCGACCUGUCUUAUUUCUAUUACUUCUAAAAAUACCAAAAUUUACGCGAGGAAUUCUAAGAGUCUGUUCAAAUGUUACUCAAGAUCGUGCUUUCGUAAAUUGAAUGACAAAGGGGAGGGGCUAACAAAGGAUUUUAACAUAUUUCACAUUGACAAAAACUGCAGCAAAUUAAUUUCUCAUAAGACAAGCCAAAAAAAGUUCCCUCGAACGAUACUCUACUCCCGCUUUUCAGAAGAGUAAUUUGUGAAUUAUUCGAAAAAGGUGGAUAGAUAAUAAAGGAUUUGGUAAUUUUCUGCCAGUACUCGAGGUUAAACAAGACAAGCAGUGAAAUUUAAUUAGAGUAUUUUCUACGAACGUUAAAGGCGUUCACAGGUACAAAAUCAUCUAAUCCAUUCUUAGAACCGGAAAAUAUACAUUAUACAGUUUUCAAUUUAACUUCAUUGCAGUUAGGCUGAUUUGAAGGAAAUAUGAGGACUGUUCAAGUUCGCCUGGAUUGUUUUGAAGACCAAGAACCAAAAAAAAAUGUCUUUCUGAAAAGUAUUUUGUAAAAUUAUCUCUUGAAAUUCCCAAAGUUCAUAAAGAUUAUAUGGUUUUAUGCAGAUUGGGUUCAGUAUUUUCUGAAGAUCUUACUUUAGAAAAUUGUUGAUCAAGAUCUCCCUUUAGAAACUGCUAAGUAACAAUGCUAAUGAAUACGGAGAUACAAAAAUACCAUUUUAAUGCCGGAUAACUGUCUUUUUCUCUUUAUGAAGUAAAUUUCGAAGGAAACAAGGGAUUAAUUAGUCCAUCAGCCCCGAGCGAGACGUCAGGGCAAGUUAUCUACGGCCAUGUAUACGACGCGUUUAGUAUCAGGAAGUAGUUUUUAUUGAGGAAAAUCUCUUUGACAAUUUCCAAAGUAUUUUAUGCAAAGAUUUCACUUUAUCAGUUCUUUAGCCGGCACUAAUCCAAAGGAAGUGAUGAGGGGGAAAUGCAUUUUCAUGAAAAAGUCAUGAAAGACAAACGUUUGCUUUAAAAACAGCAAAUACCUAGAAGCACGACACCGUGUAAAAGACAACAUCGCAACUUAUCACAAGUUAAAAGCUUAGUAGGAUAUGAAUUCAAGCGGGUCUGUUGAAAACUUGGCUGCUCGCCCCGAAUGUAGGUUCACCGUCCUUAACCACAUCGAUGGUGACUCGCGACACUUAUCAACCUUAAGUUAUGCCGCUGUUUUCUCCACAGUUGUCUUCAACUCUGUUGUCUGUCCUUUUACGAUCUUACUCAACAUUCUGUCGAUAGUUGUUGUGACAACCAAGCCGCUCUUGAAGACCAAGUCUAACUGUCAACUGGCCUGUUUGGCAGUCACGGAUGUUUUGGUCGGUUUAACCGUCCAGCCUUCUUACAUCACAAGCGCUAUAUUAUUGCUUCAAGGGAAUACCACGUCAAGCGAAUUCUGCUGGAUUCUAGCAGCGACAGAAACUCUCGGUCGUAUUUUAUGCAGGGCAUCCAUCAUUCACCUAGUUUUGUUGAGUUUAGAACGGUACAUAGCUAUAAUACACCCGUAUGUUCACCACACCGAAGUAACACGUUCCCGAAUUGUUGCUUUGUCUGUUACUGCGUGGAUUGUGAAUUUCCUUCUACACGUUCCAGAAUUUUUUGACCCCAGGCUUGCUCUCCGGAUAGUCAAUUCUCUCCUUCUUGUUUACGUUGUUAUGAUCAUAUUCUGCCAAGUUUCAGUCUGCCGCGAAAUUCGCCGCCAUGAAAAACUAAUUGCUGCUCAGCAAGUUUCAGGGGAAGCCAAAGAAAGGUUUUUGAAAGACCAGAAAGCCACAAAAAUAACCACUGCCAUAGUCAUUGCAGCGGUGAUUUCUUACUUGCCAAUGUUCAUCUUUCGUGCAUUUUUGUUAAAAUUCGGCAAGCAUAUUUCUUUAAACGUAGCUUACCCUUGUCAUUUGUUUAACUUCACUUUGGUAAUAGUUAACUCAUUUGUUAAUUCCCUUAUUUAUGCUGUCAGAGUCCGAACUUUCAGAGUUGCUUUUAUCGAGGUUUUGUUUAAAAGAAACAGCCAUCAAGCCGAACAGAUCGAAAUGAAACUUUUUUCAAAGGGCGUGGCUGAUGCAAAUACAGUGGCUGCAGCAGCUGCGGGACGAACAGCACAAGAAUUGCCGACAACCGGAGUAGCACCGGUGUUAAUGGUGGACAGAACAGCAUCUUCAACAACGCUACAAGCAAUGGAAAGGACCGCAGCGACAACAUCAACGGUUCCUGCAAAAUCAUCAGCUGUAGUAGCAGCAGAAAGGAUGUUAUCGCCAACAACAAAGCCAGCAGCAGAAAGACCAGCGUCGCCAACAACAGCAGUAGCAGCAGAGAAGACAGCAUCGCCAACAACAGCUGAAUUAGAAAGGGCAGCAUCACCAACAACAGUAGCAGCAGGAGCAGAGAGGGCAGCGUUGAUAGCAACAGCAGCAGUAGCAGCAGCAGCAGGAGAAAGGGCAGCCUCGCCGACAGUGGUAACAGUAGAGACAGUACCGUCAUCAACAGUAUCAGAAGCAGAAAGGACAGCACCGCCAACAACAACAGCAGAAGCAGAAACUGAAAGGACAGCAUCGCCAAAAGCGGAAGGGGCAGCAUCAACAGCAGCAGCACCAGAAGCUGACAAGCCAGCUUCGCCAACAAAGGCAGCAAUAGCAGAAGGGGCAGCUUCUCCGACAGCAGCAGCAAUAGAAGAAGGGGUAGCAUCGCCAAAAUCAGCGGCAGCAGAAGCAGAAAGGGCAGCAGCAACAACAACAGCAGCAGUAAGGGCAGCAUUAUUAACAAUAACAGCAGUAGCAGCAGAAGGGGCAGCAUCACCACCAACAGCAGCAAAAGCAGAAGGGGUAGCACCGCCAACAACGGCAGCAAAAGCAGAAGGUGCAGCAUCACCAACAACGGCAGCAGCAGCAGCAGGAGGGGCUGCCUCACCAGAAACAGCAACAGAAGAAAUGACAGCUGAUCGCCAACAGCAACAAAAAUCAUCGGCGCCAACAACAAUAGCAGUAGUAGCAGCAGAACCGUCAGCAUCGCCAACCCAACAGCAAUGGCAGAAACAGAGAGAAAAGGAUAGACAACAGCAGCAGAAGGACAUGCCGCCAGCAUCAACAGCAUGAUUACGCUUAUCAUAGACCGUAAAAUUCCGAAAAUAACCCCCUCCAUGUAUAAGCCCCUCCAAAUAUAAGCCCCCCAAACCGGUAACACAAAAAACCCUCCGUUAAAUCGCCCCUCCAAAUAUAAGCCUCCCGGGGGCUUAUACUUGAAAAAUUGCCCCCAAAUACAAAGUAAAACAAAGCAAAAACAGUAAAUUUACUUCCAACUAUAAGGCUAGCCCUAUCGAUUUUGAAACGCAAACUUCCCUCCGUAGAUAAGCCCCUCCGAAUAUUAGCCCCUCCAAAAAUAAGCCCCUCAAAGAGGGCCUUUGAAAAAUAUAAGCCCCGGGACAUAUUUUCGGAAUUGUACGGUAACUUACUGGGACCCCUCAAUGUCAGGGUUAUUCGUAAUUGGUGAUCGCGAUAAUUACAGUUUUGUGUAAAUACCUUAAAUAUUGCAAUCAAAAGCGUCGUGUUCUGAGGCAGUAUUACUUAAACAAAUGAAUAAACUAAUGGUAAAAACGUAUAGAAAACUAAGUGUGAUUUUUUCGCUGACUGACGCGGGCUAUAACGCUCUUAAAAUUCUCAACGUGAAGAUUGUGGUCUCCUGGUUAUUUUUAAACGGAUGCAAUACCAUAAACAAGCUUCUUAACCCUUUCACUGCCAAAUGUAGCCAAAGGCAAAUUUCGACCAGGUUUCCAAAUUUCAUUUUCUCAAAUUUUGAAAAACAAAUAGUACCAUGUGAAAGUACAGGCAGAGAGGUUUCAUUUGAACGGUCACAUCAUAGGAUUUCGUCCACAAACUCAAACGUUAGAGGCACCUUACAAACCUCCAUCAAGUACUCUGGCAGUGAAAGGGUUAAAGAUAGUUUGAAAUUAUUUUUUCCUGGGCAAAGUUUUCACUUGAGGUGAUUUAAGGAUCAUUCAAAAUUUAUGGGAUGGGAGGGUUGGGCUGUUGGAUUUGGAGCGCCCGGUCAGCCAUUUUCUGAUGUAACUAUUAGUGAGGGUGGCAAUAAAAAUGCUUUUGAAGCCAGGGACUUUGAGGGGGGUGUCUUGCUAGCUUUGUGCACUUCACGUGUUUGUGGGAAUGCUUUUUCAGGCACAAUGACAUCUUGCAGGGUGUAGCCUUUUCUUUCUUGCAUUUGCGCUCUCGAUUCAAUCAUCACAAUUUUGUCCCUUUUCUCCUUGUAUUUUGUUUUCUUUUGUUUUGUUUCUAUGAAAGUUGAAUGUAGCAUGACACAAAUAGGACAAAUAUGUUUUACUGUUAAACAAUGUUUUUUUGAGGAGGAGACGACAUCUAAGGAUGCUUACCAUUUACAUGGGAAAACCGGAAAUCCGGUUACAAAAUCAAAUGGUUUGCCCCAUUCCGUUUUUGGGAAGCUUCAGAAAACAUCGGCUGUGAUUUAAGGCGAUGCCAUUAUUCUUAUCUUUUCAGUCUAUUCAGCAGAUUCGGAUGCACUUUGUAACGGGUCCUUCUCCCAUCAUGUCGAAUUUUAUAGCCGGUUUUAUGAUAUGUUUAUGCACAAGAUCUCCACCCGGGGGCUUUUUGUAAAUGGUAAGCACCCACGUAUCCACUAGACGUCUGUAGCUUUGAGAUUUCAUCAUAACGCAUCUUAGGUUUGAGCUGGCAGCCACCCCCUCCCGUCCUCCCCACAAACGAUCCUUUUUCCACCACAAAAUCCUAAUAGCCCUGCACCUAAUGAAAUAUGUGCGCUUCCUAACAACGUUAUUACGCAUGCACUAUAGCUUGUGCAUAGACCACAAGGCUUAACCAACAGUUACUAUUUUGUGUGUUAAACAAGGUGCAUUAUGAUCAGUGUGAAAAUGGUGAAUUUGAUCAAUUCACAGGUUUAGCGUGGGAUUAUUAUGACGGAAAUCAAGACCAGGUAAGGUGGGAAGAAGUAAGACCAGCCGCUACCGGCACUGAGCCUAGUCUGAAAUAUUGCACGUUUUUUCGCUGUAAACCCUGAGGCGGUUCUCUCUACCUGCGCCCAGGGACUAGGGCGAGAAGAUGUACGAUGUUUCCAACUUUUACCUAGAUCCUCCACCGUCAAAAAGACAGACACCAAUUCGUACACGAGAUUAAUUUCAAAAUACUCUGUGGUCUGGUGUAGAAAGCCUGAGAAUGAAAAACAAACAAAUAAACAAAUAGACCAAAAAAUAAGACACACUGCACAAGGUUUGCUCUCAUGGUCGACGUUCCCGGCAUAUUUAGUGGUUAUGUUCUCUUUGGCCAGAAAGAUGGUCUUUUCUCACAGGCAAGCUAGUAGUCUAGUUUCUAGUUUUUGGAGUGCGCGAAAUAGGCUGCGUACUGCAGCUGCGUGUGCGAAAGCUGAACACCUCCGUUUUGCUUCGCGUGUUUUUAUCUCUUACUUUACGAGCCACAAUCGAAAAUCAUGCCCACAAAAACCCGAUUAUGCAUGUACUCGCCAAAGGAUAAAAGAGUUUUAACAAGACCGUGGAGUUGUUAGCCUAUGUACAGACGCCCCCCUCCCCUCAGAAAAAAUCGGGGAGGUUGGUGUCUGUACACAGGCUACGGCGUUGUGGGAGCAAAAACUUCAUCAAUUUUCUCUUCGUUAAAUUAAACUUUUUAGCGCAAAAGUAUUUUUUUUGUUUUUCCUUUGCUGUAUGUUUGUGUCUGUUCAAGUCAACGAUUUGGAUACUUUGAUCUUAAAUGAUUUCGCUGCUGUAACAAUCAAAUCACGUAUUAAUUAUCGAUGUGCCUCCUCUAGGAAAAAUUGUCCGAAGAUUUCAGAAGAACCGCCAUCCGUGAUUGCCCCACAUUAUUACAGGUAGGUUGUUUGACCUAGCUGAGAUUACUUGUUGAGGUAAGCAUUUCAUCUCUUCACCUCUGGAUACCUUUUUGCCUGUGCUAAAAUAAAAAAUGCCUUUUUUUUAAUUAGAGGAAGCUUCCACUCACCUACAAAAUUGAUGCUGAAGGAUGCGAUGCUUUUUCGUUUUUCUUUUCUACAGAUUGCCAGUUACACUUACUUUUUUGGAGGAUUUCUUGUUGGUCCCCAGGUACAGGAAACAUAAUAUUAUUCAUCUUCUCGACAUUCCUAUCAGGGGCGUACAUUUGUAUAGAUGGUACUAUACGGGGGCUUAGCAACGAACGCGGCGAGGGUAACGAGAACGCCAAAACAAACAAACAAACAAACAAAACAAAGAAAAUGUUUCGAACAAUCUUGGAAAGGUCUUGAUAUUUAGAAGGUCGUGGAAAGUCCUUGAAUUCGGUUAAGGUCCUUGAAAAAUACUCGAUUUCCUUAUUAGGUCUCGAAAAGGCCUUGAAAUUCAGUACCUUGUUUACGCCACAUCAGUUUCGGUAAAAUUAGAUUAUUUCACUGAGGAAAAUUUGGCUCGUCCUCGCUGUAAGACUGUAAUACUCACGGCUAACAUCAAAGCAUUUUUGUGCAUAAACAAUAUUUUAUUUCUGUUUCUUAAUUUCAAAUGCUAUUUCUCCACCUCAGAUGCAACUGCAAGUCAUACCUAGUGACUGUUGCCAUUUUGAAAAGUGUUGUUACGGAAAGUAGUAUAAAAUAAUGUGAUCAACCAUGGCUAAAGAAGUAAAAAUCGUAAAUAACUCCCUUGAGUGUUUCAGCCAAUAAGGGUUUCAUAAUGGGUAAAAGUGUGCCAAUUUGUUGAAUAAAUCUUAGUCCUGUUUUUUGUCUUUGAAAAGUCCUUAAAUUUUGUUUGUCUGAAGUUGUUCGAACCUUGAAAAAGCAAUAGGUAUAGAUCAACAUAACAACAACUUUGCGGGGGUCAAUUUAACAAAACUUCUACAAGUGUAGCUAUUGUUUUGAGACCCCAAAACAAUGGCUACACUCGUAAAUUACACUUGUAAAGUUUUAUUAAAUGUACCAAAGGCUUUUUCGUACAUUUCUUUGCCGUCUCUGCAGCGCAGGCGUUGAAGUAUUCCAUUUAAUUGUGUUUUUUCCCUUAAGUUUCCUAUGAAGAAAUACUUGCUGUUGAUAGAGGGGAAUCUCAUCGACAAGAAAGACGACGUGUCUGCUACUCGGUCAGUACGACUUUCUCUUUCUGUUUUUUUAUUAGAAUUCGGAGAAAUCUUUAGAUUUAGCAAUUGAUAACUGCUACUGAAAACUCACCUGUUGCGAGUACAAUAGUUCGUAAGCAUUGUAAAAAGGUCGCAAAUUUCUCGAAUGAUGGAACCCCAUGACCCUAAUUGAUUUUAUUUGUCUAUCACUGAUGUAUAAGGGAAAAGCUAGGAUUAGGGUUCGGGUCAUGAGUUAGGAUUAUAUCUUGAGCAACGGCCUCGGUUUUUGCUUAAGUAGACGCCGCUUGGACCCUGACGUUCAAGUAUUUUCUGCCCUAUACUCCUUCUGUCUUAAUUGAGAAUUGAUGAUGAUAAUGAUGAUAAUGUUGAUGAGGAUGAGGAUGAGGUUGAUGAUGAUGAUGACGAUGAUGAUGAUGAAGAUGAUAAUGAUGAUAAUGAUGAUGAUGAUGAUAAUGAUGAUGAUGAUGAUGAUGAUGAUGAUAAUGAUGAUGACGGCGAUAAUGAUGAUGAUGAUGAUGAUGAUGAUGAUAAUGAUGAUAAUGAUUCUGUCUUAAUUGAGAAUUGAUGAUGAUAAUGUUGAGGAGGAUGAGGAUGAGGCUGAUGAUGAUGAUGACGAUAAUGAUUAUGAUGAUGAUAAUGAUGAUGAUAAUAAUGAUGAUGAUGAUUAUGAUAAUGAUGAUGAUUAUGAUGAUAAUGUUGAUGAGGAUGAUGAUGAGGUUGAUGAUGAUGAUGACGAUAGUGAUUAUGAUGAUGAUAAUGAUGAUGAUUAUGAUAAUGAUGAUGAUUAUGAUGAUGAUGAUAAUAAUGAUGAUGAUUAUGAUGACGAUAAUGGUGAUGAUGAUGUUGAUGAUGAAGAUGAUAAUGACGAUGAUAAUGAUGAUGAUGAUGAUGAUGAUGAUGGUAACGUUGAUGUCAUUUUUUUUGUAGGAUUACAGCUGGACUUCGGCGAUUCAGUCUUGGAUUAAUUUAUCUCACCAUGUAUUCUGUGCUCCAGCCAAAAGUGAAAGAAAGCUAUCUCGUCACAGAUGAAUACGAUGUAGGUAUAACCUUAAAAAGAAAGAAUCCAUAUUUUCCUUUUCAAGAAAACAGGUGGCACAUUUUUUAUUGACGUUAGGUGUCGGUGAAGGUAUCUUACGUAAAGUCGCAAGAACUGAGAGCAGUAUUCAACACCUUUAAAUACCCGCGUCAGCGUGUUCCCACCACUGCGUAGUGAAAAAUUAGUUUUUUAUUGUGCUAAAAUCCUUAUAAAAACGCUGGGAUUAGGAUGGGAAGCUGUAUACAUCUGUGUAAACGUAGCUUACGAGCAUGCUGUCUUGACUCUCCCGACGUGAGGAAACCUGCUCGUAGUCAGGAGCCUCAUAAAUGCAUUAUGAUAUUUUUUUCUGACUGCGGCAGAAUUAGCUCAGUUGGUAGAUUGCUUGACUGCUGAGCGGCGGGUCAUGUGUUCGAUUUCCGGGGCCGGACCUGAAUACUCAGUGUUUUAACCUUCACGUGGCUCGGAUGAACACUUAAAAUGCCGGUCGUAAAAAGUAGUGUCGUCAAUUAGAACUUUCGAACUAAUUCCAUUGACACUCAAAUAAAGCGCUUUUCUGGCUCCAACAUCGUGUAUAUAUGCCGCUACUCCUGUAGUUUGUAGAUAGAAAUGAAACCAGCGGGUUUAGCAGAAGUAUUGACUUGUUAAUUUUAAGAUUUUUGUUCUUAUCCUUGCGUUUAACUCUUCAGUGGUUCACUGGGUUAAAAUUUAGACUUACCAUAUACCUCCUUCUGCUUUCAGCAAAAGUCGUUCCUUUACAAGCUCUGUUACGCCAUUGCCACCACAAAAGUCUUUGUUAUGAAGUACCAAGCCGUGUGGCUAAUAACUGUAAGUGGUGUGUAUAAUAUUCACUAGUUCACAAAGGCUAGCCUUAGCUCGUCCCUACAAAGAAACUCCGUCCACUAUUCGGCCUUCUUUUUUUGCUGUUACUUUUAUAGGAAGGGUCUUGCAUUAUAUCAGGACUUGGAUAUAACGGUCGGUCAGAGGAUGGAGGUGACAGAUGGGAUGGCUGCAGUAAUGUCCAUCUUCUUCUUUUUGAGACUGCGUACACUUUUCAGGUCGGUAAAACUCUUCAAUCCUAUGGUAAAGGAAUAUUUUCUUCUGUAAACAAUAAUAAAUGACGAGAGGGAAACCGGAGUCCGCGCAAAGAAAAAACUUCUAGAAGCAGGGAAGAGUACCAACAACAAACUCAACCUACAUCUAGGGCCAAACCAAAGCCACAUUUGUAGGAGACGAGUAUUCUUAUCCCUGCACCGAAAAAAGGCUUGAGACAAUCAGUCACGUGAAGAACAUGUGGAGUAUUGAAGGGCAAAACUGACGAUAACAUGUUGUUUUAUUGAGAGUCAAUGGUAGAGGGGGUAAAAACGUCCAAUAAAUAGUUUGAAUAGACAAAUCACUUCAUUUACUCGUCUUUUCUAAACAGGUAGCAUUAUAUCGCUUUGCAAUUAUUUUCGUUGUUGUGUAUUUUUUGUUUGCAAGGGAAAGGCAGCAUCUUUAAUUUUGAUUGAAGAUGUUUUGGAGCAUUUGAAUAGGUAGUUUGCAUUGCAAAUUGUGAAUGGUUUUGUUUUUUAAAUUAUGUACAUUUUUUUUUUUUAUCUCACCAGCAUGUUAUAGAUGCCUUUAACCUCAACACUAAUCAGUGGAUGUUUAGGUAACUGGUUGAAUAGUACAUCACGUAGAAUCCCCUUAGUUGGGUCAUAAGCUGUGUAAUUCACAAUUUUGGAGCUCGCAAACGGGAUUCAUAAUACUUGGCGAAAUAUCAAGUGGACCCCAUACUUAAAGUACUAGUAAUAACCACAGGUCAUGGAGUGCGAGCGACAACGAUCAAGGUCAAAACGCUUUUACUCCAUCGCUGUGCUUUACGUAAGGUUAACGUGACAGAUAGUCAAAGCACGCCUGACCAGAUUUCGAGUGAUAGAAGGUCCAAACACGCGUGAUCAAAUUGCAUUCUGUGCAUUCCAUUCAUUCUUAAUGGAAGUCCAAACGAAUGCAAUUCUCGUCCUCAGAGCCACUCGGCUUUUUUUUGUAACGCCGAACGCUGGGCUCUGGGGACGAGAAUGAACGAAUGCUGGCUACAAACGUGCGACGAAUGAGUAAAAACAACCUGGAAAUUAGGAUUGCGGGCUCCUCUUGUCGCCCGUAAAAAACAUAUGUGAGUUCCUUUAGGCCUUGUCAGCAAUUAGCGGUCGUUGGUAUGUAAUAAUCCAUGUAGGUCUGUAAGUUCUGGGGGCACGGGACUUGAAGGAAGGAAAAAGGAAGGAAUUGCCAUUAUCUCAGCUAAUGAAAUGCGUUUUUCUCUCAGGUAUCUGUACAAAAGACUUCGAUUUCUGGGAAAUAAGCUCAUCUCUCACUUCAUAACACUCGCCUUUGUAGCGCUGUGGCAUGGCAUUGCUCCUGGCUUUUUCCUGUGCUUCAUUGGCGAGUUUGUUAUUAUUGUUAUGGAACAACAGGUAGCUGUAAAGAUGAUGAAAAUAUAUAGAUAUUUUCAUAUAUUAAUCAGAAUUUUUUUUUAAAUUUUAUCUCAGAAGUUUGUGUUUUCUCGUAAGCGUUUACGAGACAUUAGAAACUGGUUCAUUAACUGGAUGUCUGUGAAAAGCUGGGUAGUCUCAAUUUCUGAACGCAGUGGUGCCAUCACCUGUGGUCGAUGUUAUAUAUCAAAAUGGUCGCAUAACACUAGAAUGUGGGAGCUGCUCUUCAAAUCUCAAAAUAACAAUUGAGAUACCAGAAUUAACUACGCUAUAGGCUUCCAAGGAUGGCGGCAAGAAAUUUAAUUAGAACUUUUUUUGACAUAAUGAAAAGCUUCUUGGAUCAGUGGAGUGCUCGCAUAUGUGGAGAGGAGAUGAUGACUGGGAUGACAGGGAUGACCAGAGAUGACUGGGAUGACUAGAAAUAAGUAGGGAAGACUAGGGAUGACUAGGAUCACUAGGAUCACUAGGGAUGACUAGGGAUGACUAAGGAUGACUGGCAUGACUAAGGGAUGAAGGAUGACUAAGGAUGAUAAGGGAUGACUAAGGAUGACUAGGGAUGACUAAGAAUGACAAGGAAUGACUGAGAUGACUAAGGAUGACUACGGAUGACUAGGGAUGACUGGGAUGACUAGGGAUGACUAGGGAUGGAUGGGAUGACUAGGAAUGACUAGGGAUGGAUGGGAGACUAGGGAUGACUAGGGAUGGAUGGGAUGACUAGGAAUGACUUGGGAUGACUGGGAUGACUAGGGAUGAAUGGCAUGACUAGCAAUGACUAGGAAUGACUAGGAAUGACUGGGAUGACUAGGGAUUACUAUGGAUGACUAGGGAUGACUGGGAUGACUAGGGAUGGAUGGGAUGACUAGGGAUGACUAGGGAUGGAUGGGAUGACAAGGGAUGACUAGGGAUGGAUGGGAUGGAUGGGAUGACUAGGAAUGACUAGAAAUGACUAGGAAUGACUGGGUUGACUAGGGAUUACUAGGGAUAACUAGAGAUAAAUGGGAUGACUAGGAAUGACUAGGGAUGACAAAAGAUCACUGGGAUGACUAGGGAUGAGUAGGGAUGACUAGGAUGACUGGGAUAUUAAGGGAUGACUAGGGAUGACCAAGGAUGACAGGGAUGACUGAGAUGACCAAGGAUAACUAGGGAUGACUAGGAAUGACUGAGAUGACUAGGGAUUACUAGGGAUAACUAGGGAUAAAUGGGAUGACUAGGGAUGACUGGGAUGACUAGGGAUGGAUGGGAUAACUAGGGAUGACUAGGGAUGGAUGGGAUGACUAAGAAAGACUAGGGAUGACUGGGAUGACUAGGGAUGACUAGGGAUGGAUGGGAUGGAUGGGAUGACUAGGAAUGACUAGGAAUGACUGGGAUGACUAGGGAUUACUAGGGAUAACUAGGGAUAAAUGGGAUGACUAGGGAUGACUAGGGAUGAUUAGGGAUGACUAGGGAUGACUAGGGAAGACUAGGAUGACUAGGAAUGACUAAGGAUCACUGGGAUGACUAGGGAUGAGUAGGGAUGACUAGGGAUGACUGGGAUGACUAGGGAUGACUAAGGAUGACUAGGGAUGAUAUAGGUGGCUAGGGAUGACUGGGAUGACUAGGGAUGACUAGGAUGACUGGGAUAACAAGAGGUGACUAGGGAUGACUAAGGAUGACAGGAUAACUAGGGAUGACUAGGGAUGACUAGGGUGACUAGGAAUGACUAGGGAUGACUAGGAAUGAUUAGGGAUGACUAGGGAUGACUAGGGAUGACUAGGGAUGACUGGGAUGACGAGGGAUGACUAGGGAUCACUAGGAUGUCUGGGAUGACUAGGGAUCACAAGGGAUGACUAAGGAUGACUGGGAUGACUAGGGAUGACUAAGAUGACUAGGGAUGACAAGGGAUGACUAGGGAUGACUGGGAUGACUAAAGAUGACUAGGGUUGACUAGGGAUGGCUCGAAUGACCAGGGAUGAGUAUGGAUGACUGGGAUGACUAGGGAUGACUAGGGAUGCCUAGGAAUGAUUGGUAUGACUAGGGAUUACUAGGGAUGACUAGGGAUAAAUGGGAUGACUAGGGAUGACUAGGGAAGACUAGGAUGACGUGGGAUGACUAGGGAUGACAAGGGAUAACUAGGAUGACUAAGGAUGACUAGGGAUGAGUAGGGAUGACUAGGGAUUACUAGGGAUGACUGGGAUGACUAGGGAUGACUAAGGAUCACUAGGGAUGACGGAGAUGACUAGGAAUGAUUAAGGAUGACUUGGGAUGACUUGGAUGAGUAGGGAUCACUAGGGAUGACUAGGAUGACUGGGAUGACAAGGGAUGACUAGGGAUGACUAAGGAUGACAGGGAUGACUAAGGGUAACUAGGGAUGACUAGGGAUGACUGGGAUGACUAGAGAUGACUAGGGAUGAGUAAGGAUCACUAGGAUGAAUGGAAUGACUAGGGAUGAGUAGGGAUGACUAAGGAUGACUGGGAUGACUAGGGAUGACUGAGAUGACUAGCGAUGACUGGGAUGACUAUUGAUGAUUAGUGAUGAGUAGGGAUGAGUAGGGAUCACUAGGGAUGACUAGGGAUGAAUGGGAUGACUAGGGAUGUUUAGGGAUGACUAAGGGUGACUAGGGAUGGCUGAGAUGACUAGGGAUGACCAAGGGUGACAAGGGAUGACUGGGAUGACGAGGGAUGACUAGGGAUGACUAGGGAUAAGUAGGAUGACUGGGAUGAGUUGGGAUGACUAAGGAUGACUGGGAUGACUAGGGAUGGCUAGGGAUGACUAGGGAUGACUAGGGAUGACUAGGAUGACUAAAGAUGACUAGGGAUGACCUAGGGAUGACUGAAAUGACUAGGGAUGACAAGGGAUCACUGGUGCCAUCACCUGUGGUCGAUGCUAUGUAUCAAAGUGGUCGCAUAACAGUGAAAUUGCUACAUAAAUACUUUGCAAAACUGUAUACCCAAUGAUUAUGUGGGAACUGCUCUUCAAAUCUCGUAAUGCCAAUUAAGAUACCAGAAUUAACUACGCUAUAGGCUUCCCAAGAUGGCGGCAACCAAUUUAAUUAGAACUUUUUUUGACAUUACGAAAAACUUCUUGGAUCAGUGGAGUGCUCGCAUAAGUGGAGAGGAGAUGAUACAAUUCUUGAAAUUUUUAGAUGUGCUUUAUGAAGGCCAGCUAUCCUUAUAGGUGCCAUUUUGAUCUGCGAAGGGGUAGGGCGGGGAGGAGGGGGGCAUGGGGGAGCUGUACUGUAUCCACAUAAGCACUUUCGUGUACAUUGAUAUCUAGCAAGAUCGUGUACUAGGACACCCCGUAAAAUUCACUGUUUUGUGAUGGAGUUCGGUAUUUUUAAAAUUAAACGAGAUUUCUGUUUAACAGUAAUCCAAACGGCGAGGAAUAACCAUUAACUUUUAUUGAUCAUCUGUUGUAUUUCAUUAGCUUUUAGGUCUUUGCCGCCGUGUUGUUCAAAGACCAUUUUCACCUUUGCCGUUGGCUAUCAGAAUACCAAUAAUCCUUUUUGGUGUUUGUGUGAGACUCACGGGUGUCGCAUUCUUUCUGAUCCCGUUUCUGUUGAGGAGAUUGGAUUACACUCACAAGGUAAUGUUUUUCUUAUAUCUUAGAAGCUUUUCGAGGGAGUGUACUUCCUACUAGAGAGGAUUCUCCAAUACAGAUACGACAAAUAGCUCGAGCCGGUCCAGAGGAUCUCCGGCCUCUGGUUGUGUUGUCACUAGGGCGAUUAACUAGCUGAACAUUCUUUCUAGGAUUUGCUAAAAUUUUACAUAAGCAUUGUCUUCCAAGAGAAAUUGAAAACAACUGUUUAGCAAAAUUUUGGAGGGAAAACAAAGAGUAUUAUCGAGUAUUUUGGACGCAAUGGGCUAUUUCCGAAUCGCCUCAUGCCUAGGUUUCAAAGCGAGGCUAAGUGCAAAGCCAUUGAUAAGGAAUGUUUUUUUUUAUCCUCAUGCAAAUAAAACUCAUUUUCACAAUAAAGAUUUUGUACUUAUUCUUGUUUUGAAAGUGAGAGUUUUUGGAACUCGGAAAUCGCCUCAUAAUGGCUAAUAGUUCGGCUGUUUGUUGUUGUUAUUUUUGUAGGAGUCUUAAUUAUUAAUUAAUUAAUUAUUAUGUAAUUACUUUAGGUUUGGUUAUCCUUGUAUUAUAUGGGACCUGUCGUGUUGUUGUGCUGGUUCAGUCUUUACCCAACAAUCCUAAUGCCCAUGACCAGACGUUUCAGCAAGAAACCUCGAACUGAACUCACCUCAAAAAAGUAAGUAGUGGUACUUUUUUGUAAAUAUAUUCCCCGUGCCGCACAUGCAAUUUUCUAGGUUCUUUGGCAGUUUAUAGGAUAGAGUAAUUUCUUUACGUUUGUAGUGGAAAUUGCUACUACUUUAUUAACGAUUCAUAAAUGGUAAAUAGUAGAAAACUGUUAGCGUUUUAAAAUGCAGAUAACGUUUAGAUACUAAGUAGUACAAAAUGUUACAUUCUUUAUUUAUUUUGUAUAUGCAUGUUCAUCAUUUUUCUCUGCACCGUUAAUAUUUUAUUGAUCAAUUUUCAAAUAUUUGAAUAAAUGCCUUAAUUUAUACUGCUACAUGAAAAAUUUCUACAAUUUGAUUGGCUUAGAGCAGUGGUAAAUACCUACAUGUGAAAAUUACAACCUUUUGCGGGUAGUAGUAUAAAAAACUAUAAAUAACAUGAUUUGUACGUGAUAUUUAGCAUAAAUACCACUCGUGAUAUUUCAAAAUUGGCGGAAAAUUUCACUCGCCUAACGGCUCGUGAAAUUACGUAUAACAAUUUUGAAAUAUCACUCUUGGUAUUUAUGCCAAAUAUCACUAAUAAUCAUGCUAUUACCUACACUAAUUGAUUUGAAAAAAUAAAUUCUAGUUUUGUAGCUUUCGACUUUGAUUACCAAGGUCAAGAAUGAGCAUACAUGAAAUUAAUUAAUUAAUUAAUUAAUUAAUGAUGACGAUAUAGUGCCAGCACACCCCAAUUCUUCGUCUACCAUUCCGGAUGGAAUUCUAUUCUAUGAACACCAAUAAAAUACUAGGUGAAAUUUCGCGCAAUAACAUAAUAUCUUCACACGUGAAAAGAACACCUUUGUUAUGGUUAAAUAAAUCUCGAAAGUGAGAUUAUUUGGUAUUUCAAGUGUGAUUAUAUAAUAAAGAAAACAUUACAUGGCCGCUUGAGCUAAGGAUACGAAAUUUGUCUUCUCGUGUUGAAAACUAAUUUAAAACACUCGAAGAGAAACUUUGUAUCUUCGCGCUGCUAUGCAAUAUUCUCUUCAUAAUGUGGAGAGGGGAAAUCCUGAGUAGCCUGCGAAAAACCUCUCAGAACCAAAGACAAACUCAAAACGUGCACCCACAUAUAGGGCCGGAAGGGCCGACUUUUUGGAGUCGGGCCCAAGCACGAUGACGGCAGGACAACGGGUCUCACCACUUCGUCACCCUUGUAAUCACCCUUCCCCGUAAUAGAUUUAUCCAAAACAAUAGAUCCAUCAUUAAAAACCAAAACAAUAAUAAUCACUUUUUGUUCUCUCUAAUCGAUCACCUCUCCUUUUUCAGACUCAAUGAAACUCUAAAGGAGGAAUAAUCAUGACAAAAGCGAUUUUGGCUUAUGGAUCUGGAGCAGCUCUUAGUCCUAAUAGGGAGCCCAAGCAACGGCGAUGGCAGCGAGAAUAACCAGAUUAACUGAAUUUAAUAUUUUUAAAGCUUUGUGGCGAUUAUUCCAAUUCCACCACGGAUAUUCCCGGUAAUUUCUGGAGAUGAAUUCUUAGGGAGGCACGGAAAGAGAAAAAAAUAUCGCCAUCUUUUUCAUGUGUGUUCCAAUUCCUCACGUUAGAAAAGAUCACCGAAUUUCACCUCGUAGUCGCGCAGAGUAACAAAUUUAUCUACCAUGAAGCGUGAUGCACGGUUUCAGUCGGGUGAGUGAGUGUGAACGGUAGUUGCCGUUGUCGUGGUAGAAAUGUAGUUUCUGUCUUGUAGUAAGCAUCCUCGGGUACCCAGGAGAAGCUAGUCUGGACGAUAGAAUGCUUGUGGGGAAAGUUUACUGUAAUAUCACGACGAGUAAGCUUUCAUCACCAACAUUCUAUCGUCCCGACUAACUGCCUC
This is a messenger RNA of Porites lobata, 25622 nucleotides long. NCBI's taxonomy places the organism in Eukaryota, Metazoa, Cnidaria, Anthozoa, Scleractinia, Poritidae. The record is from the annotation of a GenBank genome assembly.